Molecule: messenger RNA, 2229 nt
Organism: Cylindrotheca closterium
Lineage: Eukaryota; Bacillariophyta; Bacillariophyceae; Bacillariales; Bacillariaceae
Source: the annotation of a GenBank genome assembly
AUGGCUUUCAUACUUCGAACAAAUUCGCGGCACUUUGCUGGAGCCAAUGCCACCAAGUUUUUUCAGCCUCAAGUUUUGGCUACCGGUACCAACAACUUCUAUCGGUGGAUGAGCACCGACAAGGAAAUCCGAAAUAUUGGAAUCAGUGCCCACAUUGACUCUGGAAAGACAACUUUGACUGAGAGAAUAUUGUUCUACACUGGUCGCAUCAAUUCAAUUCACGAUGUUCGCGGAAAAGAUGGUAUCGGCGCCAAAAUGGACAGCAUGGAUUUGGAACGAGAAAAAGGUAUCACUAUUCAAUCUGCAGCCACCUUUUGCCAGUGGGGAGAUAGUCAUAUCAAUAUUAUUGACACACCUGGACACGUUGACUUUACAAUUGAAGUCGAAAGAGCGCUUCGAGUGUUGGAUGGGGGUGUGCUGGUUCUAUGCGGUGUUUCUGGGGUCCAAUCUCAAUCUUUGACAGUCGAUCGUCAAAUGAAAAGAUACAAUGUUCCUCGCCUUGCUUUCAUCAACAAGCUGGAUCGUCAAGGAUCCAAUCCCUGGGGUGUCAUUGAACAAUUGCGUGAUCAACUCAAGCUGAACGCAGCAGCUGUGCAAAUUCCAGUCGGGCUCGAAGCCACCCACACAGGAGUCGUCGAUAUUGUUGAAAUGAGAUCUGUUCAUUUUGACGGUGAGAAGGGUGAAAAUCUUGUCUAUGGAGACAUUCCGGAAGAUAUGGUGGAUACCGUUGAAGAAAAGCGUGCCGAGCUUUUUGAGCACUUGGCUGAGGUUGACGACGAAAUCGCAGAACUCUUCUUGAUGGAAGAAGAGCCCGACAAGGAAACCCUUAAGGCUGCGAUUAGACGCCAAACCAUUGCAUGCGCUUUCGUUCCUGUGUUUAUGGGUUCAGCAUUCAAGAACAAGGGAGUUCAACCUCUUUUGGAUGGUGUUAUCGAUUAUCUUCCACAACCAUUCGAAAAAGAAAACUAUGCCUUGGACCUUACAAAGGAUGAAGAACCAGUCAAGGUUUCUGCUGACGACAAAGACUCACUUUUGGCUCUUGCCUUCAAGCUCGAUGAGACGCAGUACGGUCAACUUACCUACAUGAGAAUCUACCAAGGUAUGCUGAAGAAAGGAAACUACAUCACCAACGUGAAUAGUGGCAAGAAGAUCAAACUUUCACGCAUUGUGAGAAUGCACUCUGAUGAUAUGGAAGAAAUCGAUGGUGCUGGCGCUGGAGAAGUUGUAGCUAUGUUUGGAGUGGACUGUUCUUCGAUGGACACCUUCUCCGAUGGAAGCAUGGAUCUUGUCAUGAGCACUAUGUUUGUACCGGAACCAGUCAUGAGUCUAGCAGUGAAACCAAAGAAGACUACCAUGCAAACUCAGUUUGGCAAAGCGCUCAACAAAUUCUCGAAGGAGGAUCCUACACUUCGUGUUAAGAUUGACCCCGAGACGAAAGAGACAAUUCUCUCUGGAAUGGGAGAGUUGCAUCUUGAAGUUUAUAUCGAACGAAUGAAUCGUGAAUAUGGAGUAGAGUGUACAACUGGUCAACCGAAUGUCAAUUACAAGGAGACUAUCAACAAGAUGAUGAAGUUCGAUUAUGUUCACAAAAAGCAAACAGGUGGAGCUGGACAAUAUGCCCGAGUCAUUGGGUACCUUGAACCCCUUUCAGAAGAAGGGCAGAAAGAGAUUGGAAAGCCCACAGAAUUCGACAAUCAGUGCAUUGGUACAAACAUUCCACCCGAAUACUACUCUAGUUGCGAGAAGGGAACUGAUGAUGCCAUGGUGGAAGGUGCAUUAGUAGGGGCAGAAGUCGAAGGUGUUAGGGUUGUUCUUAAAGAUGGAGCUAGUCAUGCUGUCGAUUCAUCUGAUAUGGCGUUCCGCACUUGCAUGGCCAAUGCAAUCCGUGAUACAAUGAAGAAGGCCAACCCUAGUAUCCUAGAGCCUGUCAUGGCCGUAGAAGUAGAAAUUCCUUCAGAAUUUCAAGGUACUGUUGUGGCUGCCUUGAAUCGGCGGAUGGGAAUGAUCCAAAGCAGUGAUGUGAAUGACGAUGGGAGUGGAAUCAAGAUAGUUGCCGAAGUACCGCUUGCCAACAUGUUCGGAUACUCAACGGAAUUGAGAAGUUUAACCCAAGGAAAAGGAGAGUUCUCUAUGGAGUAUUUUAAGCACAUCCAAGUUCCAAAAAAUACUCAAGAAGACCUAAUGAAGAAGUACAUUGAAUCCAAGAAAAAGGAUGAAGAGGCUGCUUAG